AUGCCUCUCGACGAAGAAGGCGCCAAGUGGUCCUGUGAGCCAUGCAUUCGAGGUCACCGAUCGUCGAAAUGCCAACACUUUGACCGACUCAUGAUGAAGGUCCCUAAAGCUGGGCGCCCUCUGGCAAAAUGUCCUCAUCCGAAAGGAACUUGCAGCUGCCAGAAAACAUAUGCCGUGAUGGUCCGGAUACCAAAAGGCUCAUCCUGUCUAUGCCGACCAUUGUAUAAAGUUCCUAUGGAAGACAAUGAUUCAGCUCAGUCUCCACCUAACCUGGUUUCCUCAUCUUCCCCGGCCCCUGGCAAGGUUCAAAAGUCUGGAAGAAGACAAAGUACUAUGCAAGCAGCACCUGAAAAUAUAGCCAGGGCAUUAGAGAACAUGCCAAACAAUCUCAAGAUUGAGGAUGGACCGCAAAAUCUUGUAUCCAGCUUUUCUCAAAAUGGGCAAGAUCCAUAUGCAUCUGCUACACAAAGCCACAAGCCUAUAUCGCCCAAAGAGCUUUCCAGAGAAGCCUCACAGUCCCCUCCAGUAUCUAGCUGUUGUUCGAAAAAGGAGAAACCGGCUACUUCAGCCCCAGUUCCAUCCCCAGCUGCAGCUCCGGCUCAGAAUGGAGGAUCUUGCUGCGAGUCUCGCCCUUCCACAUCCGAGCCUCAGCACCCCAAAGCGGAAAAGCAGCAAUUCCAGCAACCUGCUAGUUGGGAUAGUCGGAAUCAAAUGUACAUGCCAUACGGUGUAUCCGAUAUGACUUCUUGGGGAAGCCAGCCGAUAUCUACUGAAGGGAACUACAUUCCCGCCAUGAGUACACCUUCCCAAGCACCAAUCUUCCAAAAUGGGUUCUCGCAGAAUGCGAUGCCUCCACCAAACCCUCAGCCAUCAGCAUCGAACGCAUAUUCUCUCAAUAUGGGCACGCAGCAGUCGAUGGGUUACAACAACCCAAUGAACGGUCUGGGAAUCUCGCAACCCUCCAUGGGUCCAUACAUGCUCAACCACUCCCAUACACCCUAUCCUAUGCAAGCAGCGUCAAGCGAUGACCCCUGUCACGAAUGUCGCUGUGGGGAAGAUUGCCAGUGUCUGGGCUGUGCUUCUCACCCGUUCAACACUACAACACGAAAGCAUGUCCAAGAGAUGGGCGCCAUGAUCACCUUCAACGGCGACGAGAAAAAUCCAGAAUCUAUCAACCCUUAUCAACCCUCACCCUUCCAGGGAGCUACACCUCCGGCUCCAUUCAACUAUUACAUGCAAGGCACCCCGUCUCUAGACCAAGGAUACCAGCAGAACCCCUUCGAAGGAUAUUCAGAUCCCAAUUCUGCCAUGCCAAGUGGCUACUCCUCUCCUUUGACUGGCUCAGGUCUGAACCACCAAUUGAUGCACCCUUCGGAGUACUACACUCUGGAAUACCCUGUCGGACUACCAAGUGCUUGCUCCGACGUGACAGGAAGCUGUCAAUGUGGAAGUGAUUGCAGCUGCGUGGGCUGUCUCACACAUAGCGGCCACAACGGCUUCUCUUUGGAUACGCCGAUUCUCGAAGUUCCAUUCCCGGAAACUACAGAACACCAACAAGGCCCUGCUCGUGCUCCGCAUACAAGCUCUGCUACUCCGACUUCACGAAUUCCCGUACUGGACAAUAUGUCUGUGCCAUGCCUCAGUCCGCGCACCUUGGAAACUUCUAUGAUUUAG
Penicillium nucicola is the source of this 1674-nucleotide messenger RNA. Its product is annotated as copper fist DNA-binding domain-containing protein. Bases 1 to 1674 code for a protein of 557 amino acids. Lineage: Eukaryota; Fungi; Ascomycota; Eurotiomycetes; Eurotiales; Aspergillaceae. The transcript has 3 exons. Gene Ontology annotation, molecular function: DNA-binding transcription factor activity, RNA polymerase II-specific; copper ion binding; RNA polymerase II cis-regulatory region sequence-specific DNA binding. Gene Ontology annotation, biological process: positive regulation of transcription by RNA polymerase II; intracellular iron ion homeostasis; intracellular copper ion homeostasis. The record is from RefSeq and is a predicted model, not a curated record. Gene Ontology annotation, cellular component: nucleus.